Salvelinus sp. IW2-2015 is the source of this 9422-nucleotide messenger RNA. Its product is annotated as protein argonaute-3. Gene Ontology annotation, molecular function: miRNA binding; protein binding; RNA endonuclease activity. The record is from RefSeq and is a predicted model, not a curated record. NCBI's taxonomy places the organism in Eukaryota, Metazoa, Chordata, Actinopteri, Salmoniformes, Salmonidae. Gene Ontology annotation, biological process: regulation of stem cell proliferation; regulatory ncRNA-mediated post-transcriptional gene silencing.
UUACUAUUGAAGAGGCGGGUUCUGCCUAUCUUCAUACUGUACUGUCUUUGGCGAAGUGCUUCAUUCUGACGUUUGGCGUUUCCUAUUGAGAUAGAACACACCUCUUCCUGUCGGUGUCAGAGUAGUAACUUCACCAUAUUAGUUGGUCAGAGCCCCACAGAGUUGAGCACAGGCAACCGGGCUGAAAAUCUUGGUCAUAUCGGCGAAUGCAACCGGAGGUUGACAGCCUAGAAACAGCGAGACUGGCCGCUGUUGGAAAGUGACAUCAGUGGGGAAACCAAGGCUGCACAUCAAAACGGGUGCAAGCUGCCUAUCGUUAGCAGACUUUGAGUGAUAAGUAGCUGUCCAUUGUCGGAUGAGAAUUCUAACUAGUAGUCGUAUGUAGCUAGAUGGAUAGCUAGCUAAUUAUCGCCCAGCCUUAAACUCGAUUUCUGCUGGACGUAAAACCGAAUUUAUCAGAUUUUUAUAAAACAAACUGGUAAGAAACUAAAGAGCCCAGUGAAUCUGCAAUUAUGAUAUCUUGACAAGUGACAGUUCGCUGUGUUUCUCUCAAUCCAUUUGCUAAUCUAGCAUCUAGCUAGUUGCUAGCUAGUUUAUCAGCGUMGUUAAGGCUCGAGYAAGUAUCGCCGUGGCAGUGAAAUCUGAUUGGAUACCUUGAUCGUGUGAACGRCUUGAAGACCCUUGUCCAAAGGGACUGGAACAGGGGCUCGUUUGACAGUGAGCGGAGAGGAGAACUCAGGGGAACCCGUAACUACUCGGCUGCAUCGCCYGUGAGGCGUUGAACUGCCGAUAAACCAGAUUGAACCAAGCAAGAGUUCCUGACAUUUGACAUCUGUGAUCCGGGGAGUAAACCGGGCAGGGACCUCAUGAAUGGAAAUCGGAACUACAGGAGCCAUUGGAGCCCAGCCCCUGUUCACUGUGCCGCGGCGGCCUGGCUAUGGCACCAUGGGAAAGCCCAUCAAGCUGCUGGCCAACUGCUUCCAGGUGGAUAUCCCAAAGAUAGACGUCUACCUCUAUGAGGUGGACAUCAAGCCCGAGAAGUGCCCGCGCCGCGUCAACAGGGAGGUGGUGGACUCCAUGGUGCAGCACUUCAAGGUUACCAUCUUUGGGGAUCGUCGGCCAGUCUACGAUGGGAAGAGGAGCUUGUACACAGCCAACCCGCUGCCUGUGGCAACCGCAGGGGUGGAUCUGGACGUCACUCUACCAGGUGAGGGGGGCAAGGACCGGCCCUUUAAGGUCUCGAUCAAGUUUGUGUCCCUGGUGAGCUGGCACAUGCUGCACGAGGUGCUAACGGGCCGCAGCGUGCCUGAGCCCCUGGAGCUGGACAAGCCCAUCAGCACCAACCCAGUACACGCUGUGGAUGUAGUGCUGCGACACCUGCCCUCCAUGAAGUACACCCCGGUGGGUCGCUCCUUCUUCUCAGCCCCAGAGGGCUACGACCAUCCUCUGGGAGGGGGGAGAGAGGUGUGGUUUGGUUUCCACCAGUCUGUACGUCCCGCCAUGUGGAAGAUGAUGCUCAAUAUUGACGUUUCUGCCACGGCCUUCUAUAAAGCCCAGCCUGUGAUCCAGUUCAUGUGUGAGGUCCUGGACAUCCACAACAUAGACGAGCAGCCCCGACCUCUCACAGACUCCCACCGGGUCAAGUUCACCAAAGAAAUCAAAGGUCUGAAGGUAGAGGUGACACACUGUGGAACCAUGCGGAGGAAGUACCGCGUUUGCAACGUAACUCGGCGGCCCGCCAGCCAUCAAACGUUCCCUCUGCAGCUGGAGAAUGGUCAAACGGUGGAACGCACGGUGGCCCAGUACUUCAGAGAGAAGUACAGCCUGCAGCUCAAAUAUCCCCACCUGCCCUGCCUCCAGGUUGGUCAGGAGCAGAAACACACCUACCUGCCCCUGGAGGUGUGUAACAUAGUAGCAGGGCAGCGCUGCAUCAAGAAACUGACAGAUAAUCAGACGUCCACUAUGAUCAAAGCCACGGCUCGCUCUGCACCUGACAGACAGGAGGAGAUCAGCCGGCUGGUGCGUAGUGCCAACUACGAGGCUGACCCCUUUGUGCAGGAGUUCCAGUUCAAGGUGCGCGACGAGAUGGCCCACGUGACUGGGCGCGUGCUGCCCGCCCCCAUGCUGCAAUACGGCGGCAGGGUGAGCACAGAGCACUUUAUGAACCGGACAGUGGCCACCCCAAGUCACGGGGUGUGGGACAUGAGGGGCAAACAGUUCCACACGGGAGUAGAGAUCAAGAUGUGGGCCAUCGCAUGUUUCGCCACACAGAGGCAGUGUCGCGAGGAGAUCCUCAAGGGUUUCACAGACCAGCUGCGUAAGAUCUCCAAGGAUGCUGGGAUGCCCAUCCAGGGCCAGCCGUGUUUCUGUAAAUACGCCCAGGGAGCCGACAGUGUGGAGCCCAUGUUCAGGCACCUGAAGAACACCUACUCUGGACUGCAGCUCAUCAUCGUCAUCCUGCCCGGAAAGACUCCCGUCUACGCGGAGGUGAAGAGGGUGGGAGAUACUCUCCUAGGAAUGGCCACUCAGUGUGUCCAGGUGAAGAACGUGGUGAAGACGUCCCCCCAGACCCUCUCCAACCUCUGCCUUAAGAUCAAUGUCAAGCUGGGGGGUAUCAACAAUAUCCUGGUGCCUCACCAACGACCCUCAGUAUUCCAGCAGCCAAUCAUCUUCCUGGGGGCGGACGUUACACACCCCCCUGCUGGAGACGGGAAGAAGCCCUCCAUCGCUGCAGUGGUCGGCAGUAUGGACGCCCACCCCAGCAGGUACUGUGCCACAGUGAGGGUCCAGAGGCCCAGGCAGGAGGUGAUCCAGGAUCUGGCCUCUAUGGUCCGAGAACUGCUGAUCCAGUUCUACAAGUCGACCCGCUACAAGCCCACCAGGAUCAUCUUCUACAGGGACGGAGUGUCAGAGGGCCAGUUCAGACAGGUGUUGUACUACGAGCUGCUGGCCAUCCGCGAGGCCUGCAUUGGCUUAGAGAAGGACUACCAGCCCGGCAUCACCUACAUCGUGGUCCAGAAACGCCACCACACCCGCCUCUUCUGUGCCGACCGCAACGAAAGGGUUGGACGUAGUGGAAACAUUCCUGCUGGCACCACGGUGGACACGGACAUCACGCACCCCUACGAGUUUGACUUUUACCUCUGCAGUCAUGCUGGAAUACAGGGCACCAGUCGGCCCUCCCACUACCACGUCCUGUGGGACGACAACUGCUUCACGGCCGACGAGUUCCAGCUGCUCACCUACCAGCUGUGCCACACCUACGUGCGCUGUACCCGCUCCGUCUCCAUCCCUGCGCCAGCCUACUACGCCCACCUGGUGGCCUUCCGUGCUCGCUACCAUCUGGUGGACAAGGAGCACGACAGUGCGGAGGGCAGCCAUGUCUCUGGGCAGAGUAACGGUCGGGACCCCCAGGCUCUGGCCAAGGCGGUGCAGAUUCACCACGACACGCUGAGGACCAUGUACUUCGCCUGAGCACCACCCCACACCACCACCACCGCACUUAAAACACACACACACCCCCUGCCUGCCAGUCAAGGAGGGUUGCAGCCCCCCACAACCAAUCAAUCCGGACCUGACACUGUGUAGAGGGGGGGUGGGGGAAGCCCCCCGCAAUGGACUGAGGAUGCAGACAGACGAUGCUUUAAAACAAGAGAGGAAGAACUUGGCACUAUUAUGCAAUAUUAAACCAGCCCGCUGCUUUUCCUGUCCUGGGCACCCUAACUCCGCCCCCACCUCCUCCAGGCCCUCCCUCCUUUUCUCCGGUCAUGAAGGAGAUCUGUGGUUUUGAUUCCGAAUGUGUAUGGUCGACGUUGCAGAAUUCAUUCCCUUUCGUCAUCAUGCCUUUUACCUCAACUCAGUUUAACGGCAGCAGUUUGUUAGUUCUGUUUUGACUUUUCUUUAUCAAAGGUUGAGAAGAAGAAAAAGAUGAGGAGUUUGAAGGGUGGAUCUUGAUCUGUGCAGAACUAUCACGGCGCACCAGCUUGCCACUUAUUUUCCUCUCCAUCUUUUUUUUUGCCAAUGGUGACUUAUCAAAAGUGUGAACGUGUCAAUGGACACUGUGUACAAGGAGACAACACAAGCUCUUAUUUUGAGCACAGUGCCACCUGGAGUCUGAACGGUGUAAAUGCUCUCUUCAAAAGUCCCAACCUGUCUGGGGAAUAAGCUAUGAUGCUAAUCAUAUGAUUUCUUACUCGUUAUCAUUUGACUUGAACCAAUAAGUGAUGUGCGUAUACAGUGGCACACAUCCAUAGAGGGUAAUACAAUGAUAUCAAACCCUAGGUCAGUCCCAGUCCCCUAUGACAUAGGUCUAAUGUGCUGUCACAUCAACAUUGCAAUGUGACCCUGUUUUGAAUUUUCUUUCCUGUACAUCAUGUUUGAUAUUUAAGAUGCUUGUUAUUUUUUUUACCAUUCUUUCCAGUAUUUAUUAGUACGCUCAAGAUAUAGUAAUUUAAUGAGACAAGCAUUUAUUUCUGCAUUCUUUCAUGCUAUCUGCUCUCUUGCAUUUUAAUUUUGUUGUGUAAGAUCCUAAAUUGAAUGACAGAUCAUGUUGCUUUCCUCUAGUGCAAUAAUAUUUUAGCUGAGGGAAGGAAGCAUCUUCUAGAGGAUACGACUUGAAUGUCUGGAAGUCUGUAGCGGUGAGUUACGAGAAUGUUCUAGAACCCAGAUCUCUUACGAGAGCACUUACCCCGUUGCUCCUCUUUAUGAAGGGAGUAUCGGGGGGUUCAGAGGUCUAAGGGUUGUGCGUUAUGAGUUAGAAAUCAAGUGCCUGGUUUUGGAAAUGAACGGUUAAAUUGAGGUUGUACGGAUGGAUUAUGACGUGGCGGUCCUAGCUUUCAAAAUGUAUUCGAACAAGGAAGUUAAAGGGCAAAGUUUAGCUGGAGAAGUUGACUUCAAGCUACAUUUUGCCUCAUUUUUGACAGAAGUUGCAUCACAUUGAAAUCAUUGCGAUAGAAAAUAUAUAAUGUGUGUGUGUGUGAGUUUCUCCUAUCGUCUUUGCCUAAUAGCAGCGGUAUUUUAGCAGAUCAAGUCGUGCUGCACUCUGCCUCUAUCCUCAUCAGACAUGGAUCUAGCUGCUUUAUCUACAUGUACUCAAGGUGACUAAGAAUCGAGGCAUGCCUCAGUCAUGAGCAGCAGGAGAGCGAAGCUGACAAAUUCAUUUUCCCAUAUAACUGACCAUCCAAACCAAAUAGUAGCUAGCUGUCUUCUAGAGUCAACAGUUCGAUGAAUCUUGGAAGUCCGGGAGACUGAGCGAGUGACUUGUGUGGUCGCUGCUUAGCUCCUAUGUGCUCUGUGACAUGAGGCAUGCCUAGUGGUGUUCAAAAGAGAGACAAUUAUCUGCACUAAAAUAAGUGUGUGUUGGACCGAACACAUGCCUCUGGUGCUGUGGGGGGGGGGAAUUACCGUUGGGAGGUUUACCGUAGUAAUCCUCCCAAUGAAGUAGACGAGAGGGUCUGUGUUAUGUGGGGCACUGUAGGGAUUUCUCGUCCUAACUGUUAGUUGGAAACGGUUGCCGUUUGAGAAUCUCUUGUUUUGACAGUACAAUGAUACAGUUCUCAAGGCAAGGACUGCCCCAAUAGGUGAACGGUAGUGAGGGCCAAUGGUAGAAUCCUGUGUCCCCCCUAUAGUUGCGUUUGACUGCCUUCCCAACUCUAGCCUUCCCCUGGCUGGAAGCCAAUGAGUUUGAGCCUUCAUGAUCUUCACUAGUGUCCAAAAAGCCUUUUUCAAAAGCCAGAUUGGAAGAAGUAACUUAUAUAUGUACAUUUCACAUUAUUGUAAUGCACACACCACUUAUUUUUGCUAACAAAAAAAUCAAACCUAUGUAGUUGUUUAGUUAUUCAUCAUUAAAUGGUAAUAAAAUAUGCAGAGUUUUUGAUAAUGCAAUAGACUGUUGUUGACUCGUGGCAAUGUAUAACAUUAUUUGUGUAUUUUGGCGUGCGUACAGUGGCGGUAGCUCUAUUUCGACAUGUAACGUGUGUCUGGGUUGUUAUACUGUUAUGGAUCGGGAUGUGGUGGACUUCUAUAAGUAAGAGGUGCUUGUAUUUCUGUCACUCUUGGCAGCUGUUGACAGCUCCUCCCUGUUGUCAAAGAAUACAAAUAAAUCAUCAGACUUAGAGCAUUGUAAGAGCAUUGUUCUGAUCCUGCCUGAUCGUCUUUCUCAGGCGAGGGGAGAGCGGGAGAAACCGGGGCUUGUCAAAGUGUUGUAGACCCACCUUUAAAAAGAUGUAGUUGAUUAAAGAAUGAGAUGAUUACCUUGACUGGUCAUCUUGAACGUUUAGUACCAAUGUGGCCCGCGGUGUUUUAGGUUAAGCCUUGUGGGUUAUGAGGCCCCUUAAAGGCCAAGUUGCUUUUCUCCUUUCUCCUAGCGCAACCACGGGCACUUCUUGUGCUCAGAAAUACAAAGCCUUAAGGCCUCCAGUAAGUCUGCAAUGUGACAAAGUAUAUAAUCUAAUUUAGUUUUUUCCACUUUCUCCUUACUUUUGAUUCCCGUUGCCAGAGGACUACAUUCCAUAGCCUGUAGAUCUGCCAUCAGAUUCCCCUGAGACCUAAGUGGAGAAAAUAUGGAAGACUAGAGGACAGAAGAAGUUAAGUUUGCUCUGUAAAUGUAUGAUCCAAUGGUGUCUUGGAUCAGUUUGUUAGUGUUGUGCUUGGUUGGUAAAGAUUCGUUUUUUUUUGUUAGAUGGGUUUUUUGUGCAUGUGGCUGGUUCUGGUGUAUGUAAAGUGAGAAGUAGGGCUAAAUGACAUUUGAGGGAGGUGGUGUGUAUGGAUCAGUACAUGGUUUAGCAAGCGACAAGCGUAGUUAUCAUCCAAGACAUGAUGAUGAACGUCAAGGACUGUAUAGAACAUUCUGAUUUUCCUGGGCAGAAGAACACAUGUUUACAUAUAGCAGAUGUGUUUGCCUAACAUCCUUACGUUACAAUUCGCUAAAUCGUCAACGUUUUUCAGAUGUUCGUUUGUAUGUUAAGCAUUUUUUUGUUGUUGCAUAGUUUAUAGAUAUUUAUGAGCAAGGCCUUUCUAGUUCUUAAACAUCACCCCAGAGUUUGCUAUACUCUAUGGAAAAGUAGCUAUGUGUGUUCAUUCCAUUGCCUGUGACGCACAGAUAUACUGGAUUUUGAGUUGUAUGUUCUUUUCGGUGCGGAAGGUAAAUCUGGCAGAGUGAAGAAGUCCACAGAAAGUGCCUUUCUUUAUGGUGGUGCUGUAAAACAAAAGUCAAAUGGCAAAUGAAAAAGACGUCAUCUCAUUUUUCUUUGAAAAAAAAAAGAUGCAUUGCAAUGCAGAAACACAUGCGUUUAUGCACAGUACACACACACAUGCACGCAUACCAAGAUGCAUACUGCAGACACGCAGUCUGUUUUAUUAAAGACGGAGUAUAUGAUUGUGGUUGAGCGUUCACUUAGUGGUGCAUUUUGAGUUUGGACCAAUCGACUCGGUUGGUUGGUACAGUGGAACUUGCGUUGACAAGCGAGGUCAUAGUUAAAACCGAUGUGUGUGUGACAGCCUGGUCCACGAAUGACGAACAUAGCACAGCACUUUAUAGACUGCCACUCUCACUCGGACACAAAGCCACAAGGUUUUCUGUCUUUGUUCCUCCUCCAAUCCCCGCCUCCCAGAUACAGUGGAGUGUCGAGGACUUGUUAUUAUGUGCUUGAGGAGAUUUUCCUCCUCUGGGAAAGGGAAUUGGAUUACGACACCAAACGAAACGGUUGCAAUCGCUACUAAGUGGUCAUUUAAAGGUGUGCCUCCAACUCAUGUGACGCCGCUGAUGAUGACUGUCAGCCUGCGUUUUGUGGUUUCUCCUUAAUCUGAAACCACAAACGGUUUUGAAGUGUUCCAAAGUAAGGCAUCCAUAUUAGGAUGUCGGCAGUUGUCUGGCCCAUGGCAUUCUCUCAUCCUUGUGCAAUGCCUCGCCCUGCCAUGUGUCUGUCUUGUACCUAAUGGAAGGAUAGUGGGCCUACUUUCAUUGGGGUUUUGGGGCAGUUCGGCUGUGGAAUAAGACUGUAUGAGUCAUUUGGGGUACCCGUCAGUCCAGGGGGGUGAUACCUUUUACAAGAGAUUAAAAAACAAUGCGCCUCACUUACCUUUUGUAUGCUGCAUAUGUUAUACUACAUGAGAGGAAAAACUGCAAAUAUUGCUUUGGUUAUUACAGUAUAAUGCUUGAUUAAUACCUGAUUAUGAUAUUCUCAUAACUGUUUUAGAGACGGAAGUAUAACUAAGAUAUUCUCUUGUUUAGUUUUUUUUGUUGUCUUAACACUUAUCUGACUUGAGCCGAACAUUUAAUUUUGUCGUCCUAUUUAAAUGUUCUUUUUAAUAUAUAUAUAUUGCAAAAUAUUUUAUGCUGUAUUUAUGGAGUGCAUAAACGAGCAGCUAGCUAGAGUCUCCGCAACAUUGGCAGCAUGGUGGAGGUGGAGCUAGGGGACGAGGCCUUAAACCCCCCCUCCAUGUUGAAGCCUUAUCCUCCCCAAACACGCAAGCACAGCAACGUGGUGGUGGGCGGACAGAGGGGCACAGUUGAGCAGGGGCAUCUGUUUUAAAUUGGGUAUUAAUUGUAGACCCCUGCGUUUUAGCUUUCUGUUAGGUUCCUCGUGAAGGGAAGAGGCCUUCUCAUAUGUCCUCAUCACCUUAUUGUACACUCUAGUCCCUCUCUCCUCCCCGGUUCUCUCCUCCCCGGUUCUCUCCUCCCAUCCUGAUGAGCACACUCCCACCCACCACUCCCACACGUUGCAUCUCAUCUCUGUAGGGGUAGGGAAACUUCACUGAACCACACGGACUGAGCUGAGCCUUGUAAAACCUGACUUCCUCAUCCAGAGCUGCUAAUAUGUUAGCCAUGUAAACUCCUCUGGCCUGGUGGAGUACAGGUGGGUGAAAAUAGAGGAGAGAAAAGGAGGGAUGGAUGGUGCUAAGGCAGAGGAUGUUAGGUGUGGCUUCUGUCCUUUCAUGUCUCCUCUGUGGAGUUUUUUUCCUUGUGCCAGAGACUUUUACACAGUAACGAGUAGAGACUAAAGUCCCAUUCCACUCAAAUGCAAGCCUCCGCCUUAAGUGUGUUCUUACUUCGUUGGUGGGCUUUAAUUACAACUACAGAAUGCCUGAGUUGAGUACAAAAAAAGGCCCAACUCCAAAAUGGCAUCCUCGUGUUUCUUUUCAAACCACUAACAGUGCUACAGUAGUUGGUGAGCCCCAACGUACAAAAGUGUAUGUUUCCCCACGUGUAUGGAUGUAAGAACAGGAGCCCGAGGGUUCUGUGUGCUGUACUUAGACUUGUACCUGUGUAACGAAUCAAGGUGUUGUAAUAAUGAGUUGCUGUUCUGUUUGCCCACUGUCCGUUAGUCGUUCCCACCUCACUCUAGGGUCAGAGGCAUGGAGCUUUGAAGGGGUCGUCAACCCUGUUCAGAACUUCAAUAGGCUUUUUCUACCUAUUACCCACA